CCAGCAACAUGGCCAUGGCCGUUGGUGGAUCUCUGUGACUCAAGCUGGCGACGGGCCCAUCUCAGCGGUGGGGUGUUCUUGGCCAAGCUGGAGAGUGGAGAAGAGGAAGACCAUGGGGAGCAAAGAGAGAUUCCACUGGCAGAGUCACAAUGUCAAACAGAGUGGCGUGGACGACAUGGUCCUGCUCUCCAAGAUCAACGAAGAUGCCAUUGUUGAAAAUCUAAAAAAGCGUUUCAUGGAUGAUUAUAUUUUUACCUAUAUCGGCCCGGUCCUAAUCUCUGUCAACCCGUUCAAACAGAUGCCUUACUUCACAGACCGAGAAGUUGAGCUGUACCAAGGAGCGGCGCAGUAUGAAAAUCCACCACACAUCUAUGCGCUGACCGACAACAUGUACCGGAACAUGCUUAUUGAUGGAGAGAACCAAUGUGUUAUCAUCAGUGGUGAAAGCGGUGCUGGGAAAACCGUGGCAGCGAAAUACAUCAUGGGAUACAUUUCCAAAGUGUCAGGAGGUGGGGAAAAAGUACAGCAUGUCAAAGACAUCAUUCUGCAGUCCAAUCCGUUACUCGAAGCCUUUGGCAAUGCCAAGACGGUCAGAAACAACAACUCCAGCCGAUUUGGGAAAUACUUUGAGAUCCAGUUCAGCCGUGGGGGUGAGCCAGACGGGGGGAAGAUCUCCAACUUCCUGCUGGAAAAAUCCCGGGUGGUGAGCCAAAACGAGGGCGAAAGGAACUUCCACAUCUAUUACCAGCUCAUAGAAGGUGCUUCACAAGACCAGAAACACAACCUGGGGGUUAUGACCCCAGACUAUUAUUAUUACCUGAGCCAAUCGGACACGUACAAAGUGGACGGCACGGACGAUCGGAGCGACUUCAGCGAGACCAUGAAUGCCAUGGAUGUGAUUGGCAUCACAGGUCAAGAUAAGCAGCUUGUCCUACAGAUAAUAGCUGGUAUUCUUCAUCUUGGCAACAUUGGCUUCCAGGAACAAGGCAACUAUGCCCAGGUGGAAAGUCCAGAUUUGCUUGCUUUUCCGGCCUACCUCUUGGGUAUCGACAAGGAGCGCCUGAACGAGAAGCUCACCAGUAGAAAAAUGGACAGCAAAUGGGGCGGCCGGUCGGAGUCCAUCAACGUGACGCUCAACGUAGAGCAAGCUUCCUACACCCGCGAUGCCCUUGCCAAGGGUCUAUACUCCCGUGUCUUUGACUUCCUGGUGGAGUCCAUCAAUAGGGCCAUUCGGAAGCCAUAUGAGGAGUACAGUGUUGGAGUUCUGGAUAUUUACGGUUUUGAAAUAUUCCAGAGAAACGGCUUUGAGCAAUUCUGCAUUAACUUCGUGAACGAAAAACUUCAACAAAUCUUCAUUGAGCUCACCCUCAAAGCAGAGCAGGAAGAGUACGUGCAAGAGGGGAUCAAAUGGACUGCGAUAGAAUAUUUCAACAACAAAGUGGUCUGUGAUCUCAUUGAAAACAAACUGAAUCCUCCAGGCAUCAUGAGCGUCUUGGAUGAUGUCUGCGCCACGGUGUACGCAAAGGGCGAGGGGGCGGAUCAGACACUGCUGCAGAAACUCCAGUCGGCGGUGGGCACCCACGAACAUUUCAACGGCUCCAGCUCAGGAUUCGUCAUCCACCACUACGCUGGCAAGGUGUCCUACGAUGUGAGCGGCUUCUGCGAAAGGAAUCGCGACGUGCUCUUCACCGACUUGAUCGAACUGAUGCAGAGCAGUGAAUUUGCCUUCAUCCGGAUGCUUUUCCCAGAAAAACUUGACGCAGACAAAAAAGGACGGCCCACCACAGCUGGGAGCAAAAUCAAGAGACAGGCCAAUGACCUGGUGAACACACUGAUGAAGUGUACGCCCCACUACAUCCGUUGCAUUAAACCCAACGAGACCAAGAGGCCCCGAGACUGGGAGGAGAGUAGGGUAAAGCAUCAAGUGGAAUACCUGGGUUUGAAGGAGAAUAUCAGAGUCCGGAGAGCCGGCUUUGCGUACCGCAGAUUGUUCCAUAAAUUCCUGCAAAGAUAUGCCAUCCUGACCCCUGAAACCUGGCCAAAAUGGCGAGGAGAUGAGCGUCAAGGAGUCCAGCACCUGCUGAGGUCUGUCAACAUGGAUGUGGACCAGUAUCAGAUGGGCCGCACAAAGGUUUUCGUCAAGAACCCCGAGUCGCUUUUCCUUCUCGAGGAGAUGCGGGAACGGAAGUUUGACAGCUAUGCCCGGGUGAUCCAGAAAGCAUGGCGUCGCCACAUCGCCAUCCGGAAGUACGAGCAGAUGCGAGAAGAAGCCUCCCACAUCCUGUACAGCUUCAAGGAAAGGCGACGGAACAGCAUCAACCGAAACUUUGUGGGCGAUUACCUGGGCAUGGAGGACAAGCCGGAGCUGCGACAGUUCUUGGGCAAGAGGGAGAGGAUCGAUUUUGCCGACUCGGUCACCAAAUACGACAGGCGGUUUAAGCCUAUCAAGCGCGACUUCAUCUUGACGCCCAAACACUUCUACCUGAUCGGCCGGGAGAAGGUGAAGAAAGGGCCCGAGAAAGGCCAAAUCCGGGAGGUGCUGAAGAAGAAAGUGGAGGUCCAGGCAGUCAACAGAGUGUCCCUCAGCACAAGACAAGACGACUUCUUCGUCCUCCAUGAAGCCGAUGCGGACACGUUCCUGGAGUCCAUCUUCAAGACAGAACUCAUCAGCCUCUUGUGCAAGCGUUACGAAGAGGCGACCCGGAACAAACUCCUGCUCAUUUUCAAUGACACACUACAAUUCCGUGUGAAAAAGGAAGGCUGGGGCGGAGGCAGCACUCGGGCCGUGACGUUUACAAGUGGCCAAGGCACCGUGGCCAUCCUCAAAGCAGGAGGGAAAACGCUGACCGUUAGCAUCGGGAGCGGACUCCCCAAGAACUCCAAGCCCACCAGGAAAGGGAUCCAACAAGGCAAAGGUUAUCACAGGAAACCACCCCCCUCACGGGCUGCCCCACCGGCUCCAAGAGGGAUGCCUCCGCCUGGCAGCUGCAGGAACGGAGCCGCACAGUUCCCUCGCAACAGGCUGCAAGAUCAGAUGUACAGCACUCCGAGAAGACCCGGGCAAGGGCCACCGGCCGCUGCUCUCCCCAAACAAGGGAUGUCCCGUCGGGCGAAGGCACGGCUACCAUCUGACCAUAACAUGGAAUUCCUGAACGUUCCAGACCAGGGCAUGGCAGGGACGCAGCGGAAAAGAAGCAUCGGACAGAGGCCACCUCCAGCUGUAGGGCGGCCCAAGCCACAGCCGAAGAUAUCUGGACCACGCUGCCGCGCUCUGUACCAGUAUCUCGGGCAGGAUGUGGACGAGCUCAGCUUCAACAUAGGCGAUGUGAUAGAUCUCUUGCUGGAAGAUCCUUCCGGAUGGUGGAAAGGCCGACUUCAUGGGCGAGAAGGCCUUUUUCCCGGCAAUUACGUGCAGAAAAUCUGAGAGAAGCCAUGCUUAGCGGUCCUAAAGCAGGAAGACAGCGUUGGGGAGAGCCUACGAGCCUCAAAACAGAGCACGCUUGUGCCCAGCACGAGGGGAGCUUCAUUUGCAAGGUCGCCGGCGAGGACUCAGUCUCAAGAUAUUUUCAAGGCAGAAAAAACUUUUGGAUGAAAGCCUUGCUUCAUGAGAUUGCGGGGAGGGGGGAGGAUGAAUGUAA
Messenger RNA from Elgaria multicarinata webbii, 3638 nucleotides. RefSeq names its product myosin IF (gene MYO1F). Gene Ontology annotation, biological process: vesicle transport along actin filament; actin filament organization. Gene Ontology annotation, cellular component: myosin complex; vesicle; actin cytoskeleton. The coding region runs from base 113 to 3424 and encodes 1103 amino acids. Gene Ontology annotation, molecular function: ATP binding; actin filament binding; microfilament motor activity. The record is from RefSeq and is a predicted model, not a curated record. NCBI's taxonomy places the organism in Eukaryota, Metazoa, Chordata, Lepidosauria, Squamata, Anguidae. The transcript is spliced from 28 exons.